Molecule: messenger RNA, 1114 nt
Organism: Spinacia oleracea (spinach)
Lineage: Eukaryota; Viridiplantae; Streptophyta; Magnoliopsida; Caryophyllales; Amaranthaceae
Exons: 1
Coding region: 254-1030 (258 amino acids)
Biological process (GO): defense response to other organism
Cellular component (GO): plasma membrane
Source: RefSeq, a predicted model, not a curated record
UAACAAAUUAUUUUAAAUUCUUAUAAAAUAAAAAGUUGUGAAAGUUGUUUGCUUUGUUUCACUUUUGCCAAAUCCACUAAUAUAUUUAGCUUCUUGAACAUAAACCAUUCCAGAUCUCCUUCAUUUCUAUCCUUCACCACAGAGAGAUUUCUUCUAACAAAUCAGCUUACUCUAAAACAACUCAAUGGUUCCACGAAAAAAACCCAUCUAGCUUUCAUCUCGAAGCAUUGGUAUAAACCAGCAAUUUCUGCCCAUGUCUAAUCACUCUGAAAUAAUGCAUUCUCUUCCACCUCCUCCACAAAGACAACAUAACAACAACACAACUCCAAACCAUUUUUCAAUAUCAAAGCAAUCAGUAAACCUUAAAAGUCCAAGAAUGAAUUACUCACCAGCGCCCUUUGUUAGGCUGUUAAGCAAUGAUCCUCUACUUUACCAGCAUCGGCGGACCCAUCCAUUAGUUUGGUGCAGUGCGGUCCUUUGUCUCGUGUUCUGCCUCCUCGUAAUCUUCUUAGGGAUCACGACUCUGAUCAUCUUCCUAGUUGUCAAGCCAAAAUACCCGUCAUUUGAUGUUCCCAACGCAAGCCUUAACGUCAUCUACUUCGACUCGCCUGAAAACUUCAACGGCGACUUCACCCUGCUAGCAAAUUUCACCAACCCAAAUAGGAAAAUCACUAUUAAAUUUGAUUACCUGAAUGUACAACUCUACUUCAUUGACAGGCUAAUAGCAACUCGAGCGUUGGCACCGUUUAGUCAAAGACCAGGACAAGCAAGGUUGGAGAUCAUUCACUUGAUAUCGAGUUUGGUUUAUCUGCCACCCAAUCCUGCAGUUGAGCUCCAAAGACAAGUACAGAGCAACAGAGUUAGCUAUAAUAUCAGGGGGACUUUCAGGGUCAGAGCAAAAGUGGGAAUCGCUCGCUUCUCAUACUGGUUGUAUGCAAGAUGCCAAUUACAGAUGACCAGUCCACCUAGCGGAAUUCUCGUAGCUAGAAAUUGCAUCACCAAAAAAGAUAAAAAUGGUGGAGAACAUUAAGUAUUCUAUUCUAUUCUAUUCUCCUUUCCUUUUUUUUUGUUUAUCUUAAUUAUAUUUCUAGGCACUAUUACCUCUUAGCUUUGC